UCAUCCUCCGUGUCAGGAUAAACUCCACUCGUCUCAGUCAACUUUGGACAUUAUUAGGCCCGCUUAGCUUGCUAGUUGUUUUAGCGCGCUAGUUAGCUUAGCACGCUAGUUAGCUUAGCGUGCUAGUUAGCUUAGCUUGUUAGCUGCUAACAAAGAGACGCGGAUUUGAUCAACACAUCGCUUAGUUAAGAUCAAGUGUGAGUGUAAAGUGUUGUGAUUGUGUGAAAAUGUGCGAAAGAACGAUGGCAGAGUACAAAGAGGAACUUUCUCGAACAAAAGAAGAGAAUAAGAGACUACUUCAACUACUGGACGCUGUUUUCAAGAAACCUCAAGUUGUGUUACACGGAACAGACGUCUGUGAAAAAUAUCGUCCACCUGAGCAGCAGGAGGGGUCCUCCAGUGUGGAGCAGAAGAGGUCACAGCACUUCCACGUGAAAGAAGAGGAGCCACAGCCCCCCCACUUUAAAGAUGAAGAAAAAGAGCGGCUGUCCCACGACUUCAUAGAGGAAGACAAGAGACACCUCAUCAGUGUGAAGAGUGAAGAUGAUGAGGUCAAAGUUGAAAGUGAGGAAGAGGAGGACCCACUGACACCUCAUUUUAAAGAGGAAGAGAAGGACCCACUGACACCCCAUUUUAAAAAGGAAGCAGUGUAUCCACUGAGCCCUCACAUUAAGGAGGAAAAGGAGGACCCACUGAGCCCUCAUAUUAAAGAGGAAGAUCCACUGACCCCUCUCAUUAAAGAGGAAGAGGAGGAACACAGCAUCAGUCAGCAGGGAGAGCAUCUUGAAGGACUGGAGGAGGUUGAUGUCACCAAGAUGCCAGUGACUGGUGUCCCUGUGAAGAGUGAAGGUGAUGAGGUCAAAGGUGAGAGUGAGGAGAAGAGAGAGGCGGAGCCUCCAAGCAGCAGCUCAACUCAACACAUGACAACAGAAGCUGAUGGAGACCACUGUGGAGGAUCACAAGCAGACAAGCUCUUAGCUCCACUAUCAGAUAGUGAGGACACAACGUCACACUCUCCUGACACUGAUGAUGAAGACUCUAAAGAUGAUAAGACAUGUCACACUGACAACACACACUUCACAUGUUCUCACUGUGACAAAACUUUUAAAUCUAGUAAUUUGAAAAGACACAUGAGAACACACACUGGAGAAAAACCUUUUUCCUGCUCAGAAUGUGGAAAAAGUUUUGUAACAAAUACACAUUUGAAAAUACACAUGACAACACACACUGGUGAAAAACCCUUUUCCUGCUCAGAAUGUGGUAAAAGUUUUGCAACAAAUCAAAGGUUAAAAAUACACACAAGAACACACACUGGUGAAAAACCUUUUUCCUGCUCAGAAUGUGGUAAAAGUUUUGUAACAAAUCAAAGUUUAUAUAUACACAUGAGUACACACACUGGUGAAAAACCCUUUUCCUGCUCAGAAUGUGGUAAAAGUUUUGCAGUAAGUCGCAAUUUAAAAGAACACAUGAGAAUACACACUGGUGAAAAACCCUUUUCCUGCUCAGAAUGUGGUAAAAGUUUUGCACUAAGUCACAAGUUAAAAGAACACAUGAGAAUACACACUGGAGAAAAACCUUUUUCGUGUUCAGUCUGCAAUAAAUAUUUUACUCUCAGGCCCAAUUUAAAAGCACACAUGAGAAUACACACUGGAGACAAACCUUUUUCCUGCUCAGAAUGUGGUAAAAGUUUUAAUCAAAGGGAUCCUUUGAAAAUACACAUGAGAACACACACUGGAGAAAAACCUUUUUCAUGUUCAAUCUGUGGUAAAGAUUUUAAUCAAAGGAAUCCUUUGAAAAGACACAUGAGAACACACACUGGAGAAAAACCUUUUUCCUGCUCAGAAUGUGGUAAAAGUUUUCGAACAAAUUAUAAUUUAAAAGUACACAUGAGAUCACACACUGGAGAAAAACCUUUUUCAUGUUCAAUCUGCGGUAAAGAUUUUACUCAAAAGCAGCAUUUCAAAGCACACAUGAGAAUACACCCUGGAGAAAAACCUUUUUCAUGUUCAAUCUGCGGUAAAGAUUUUAAUCAUAAGGAUCCUUUGAAAAUACACAUGAGAACACACACUGGAGAAAAACCUUUUUCCUGCUCAGAAUGUGGUAAAAGUUUUGGAACAAAUUAUAAUUUAAAAGUACACAUGAGAUCACACACUGGAGAAAAACCUUUUUCAUGUUCAAUCUGCCGUAAAGAUUUUACUCAAAAGCAGCAUUUCAAAGCACACAUGAGAAUACACACUGGAGAAAAACCUUUUUCAUGUUUAAUCUGCGGUAAAGAUUUUACUCAUAGGCAACAUUUGAAAAUGCACAUGAGAUUACACCCUGGAGGAAAACCUUUUUCCUGGUUCAAACACUGAUGACAUUUAUUAAUCAGACAAGAAGCAAGGAAUCAUGCAGAGACAGAGUUCAAUUUAGCUCAUGAGGAGAACGCAUGGAGCCGCACACUUAGUCACAGUCUCGCCCUACGCUCUAAGUUUCAGCUCCCGCGUCCCUCUAUUUAUUCAGGAGUUCCACAGUCAACAUCACUAAGACUGUCUCUAAAAGGAGUGGUCACAUAUAUUAUGCAAAGCAGGUCCAGUACGCACAAUACGUGACGGAAUGUGCUGGGGCCUUGUGAUUUCGCCUUCUCUUCGUCUGCGUGUUGUCAUCUUAUAUUCGUUGAGGUCCUUGAAGUCUCUGCUUCGUCUGCAUGCUGUCGUCUUAUCUUCGUUGAAGUCCUUGGCUGUUAGCGGGUUAAAACAAAGAUAACAUCUGCGGAUGAGGCCACCCUUCAGACAAGGAGUUUUGUCCUUGUACAGAUACAAAAGUCUAACUUGAGCACAAUAGCUAAUAACUAAAGCAACAGACCCCGACUUAAACAAGUUGAAAAACUUAUUUGGGUGUUACCAUUUGGUGGUCAAUUGUACGGAAUAUGUGCUGUACUGUGCAACCUACUAAUAAAAGUCUCAAACAAUCAAAGACUUUAAGCAUUCUAAAGUUGUGUGAUAAUAUACAAACCCCG
Molecule: messenger RNA, 2998 nt
Organism: Nerophis lumbriciformis (worm pipefish)
Lineage: Eukaryota; Metazoa; Chordata; Actinopteri; Syngnathiformes; Syngnathidae
Source: RefSeq, a predicted model, not a curated record